Messenger RNA from Pyrenophora tritici-repentis Pt-1C-BFP, 915 nucleotides. Its product is annotated as ARA1, Aldo-keto reductase, related to diketogulonate reductase. The record is from RefSeq and is a predicted model, not a curated record. Gene Ontology annotation, cellular component: glutamate-cysteine ligase complex. Gene Ontology annotation, molecular function: glutamate-cysteine ligase catalytic subunit binding; enzyme regulator activity. Gene Ontology annotation, biological process: glutathione biosynthetic process. Lineage: Eukaryota; Fungi; Ascomycota; Dothideomycetes; Pleosporales; Pleosporaceae.
AUGUCCGGUGGUCCUUCCGUGAUACGGCGGCCAUUCUUCGAAAAGUCAAACACAGAACUCACAUCCUCUCUCCGCGCAAACUUCGCCGCCCACCAACCCACACCCGCGCCCUCAAAACCAGACUAUACAACAUGGACCACCAACACCGACUCUGCCCUAUACAUCCCAACUCACACGCCCUCACCCCUCACCGAGCCCCGAGAAUCAUACGACAUCACCGUCAAGCUCUUCUAUCUCCCAAACAUACCCGCCGACCGACGCUGCGCCCAAACAAGAGAAGCCAUAGAGCUAGUGCUUAAGGAGCUGGGUACAUCAUCAAUAGAUCUUUUAAUUGUCAGCUUCCCCGGCGUAUCCUUCGAUGCCGACGACGAAGACUCAGACUUCGACGACGACCCGCCCUCUCCUCCCUCCGCCACACAAUCUACCAACGAGAACACAACUGGCGACUGUCUCGACGCCGGCGUCCCACCCGAAGACAUAGAAACCAUGAUAACAACCUGGCGCACGCUUGAGAAACUACAAUCGGAAGGCCUAGUCUCUAAACUCGGCAUCGCGGAAUUCGGUGUCGCGCGCCUGACACGCUUCCUCGAACACACAAAGAUUAAACCAAGCGUCAAUCAGAUCAACGUUAGGGACUGCUGCGUGGUGCCGAAACCGCUGAUAUUGUAUGCGAAGCAGCAGCAGAUUGAGCUGCUGACACAUAAUGAUUGCACAAACAUUCUGCCGAGGGGGACGCUGAGACAGAUACUUGGGAGUGGCGAGGAUGGCUCUGGUGUAUUAGCAGGAGAAGGGAAUGAAGGCGGGCUCAAGGGUGAUGUGGAACCUCAAUGGGUUGUCAAAUACACCGCAGUGGUUAAAGAUAGAGGUGUGGUGGAGAGUAAAGGAUAUUUCGCCGUUGCCGAGUUGAGGGAUUGA